UAGAGAAGAGAUAAUAUGGGUUUAUGUGGUAAGUUGGUAGCCCAAAUAGAGAUCAAGUCUGGUGGUGAUGUGUUUCAUGAACUCUUCAGAAACACACCACAUGACAUACCAAACAUCAGUCCUGGUUGUAUACAGGGUUGUGGUUUGCAUCAGAGUGAUUGGGGCACUGUAGGCUCUAUUUACCUCUGGAAUUAUAUCCAUGAUGGGAAAGCAUGUGUUGCAAAAGAGCUUAUCGAAUCCAUAGACGAGGAAAAGAAGUCCAUCACUUUCAAGGUCCUUGAAGGAGAUCUCCUGAAGCUUUACAAGAACUUCUCUGUGACGUUUCAUGUUGAUACAAACGGUGAUAGCAACUUGGUGACAUGGACCUUUGAAUAUGAGAAGCUGAGUGACAAUGUCCCAUAUCCAACUACAUUGAUGGACUUCUGCAUUGCUCUCACCAAAGACAUUGAAACUCAUCACCUCAAGAAAUAG
Messenger RNA from Cornus florida, 471 nucleotides. RefSeq names its product kirola-like. The coding region runs from base 16 to 471 and encodes 151 amino acids. The transcript is spliced from 2 exons. Gene Ontology annotation, biological process: defense response. The record is from RefSeq and is a predicted model, not a curated record. Lineage: Eukaryota; Viridiplantae; Streptophyta; Magnoliopsida; Cornales; Cornaceae.